UGUAUUCAACCCAGGAGGAGAGAGAGAAACAAAACAAAACAAAGCAAAGCAAAAGCGAAAAUCAAAAAAGGAGAGAGAAAACAAACAAUUUUGUUUUUGACUUAGCUGCUGUUCGAAGAACAAACAACAACCCAUUUCAUCCUUCAACAACCCCAACAAUCCCACCAAUUUUCUCCGGCUAUUCUUCUUCUCCGGCGCCGGAAAACCCCCCUUUAAUUUCGCCGGUUUUCGAGAUAAGUUUGGGAGAAUUUGAAUAAAGAAAAACAGCUCCUUAUUAGUCUUUGACAACCCCUUUUGCUAGUUGUACAGAGGGGCCCAUUGUUUUUGUAUCAAUCAUACAAAAUCUCCGAGAAAAAUGGUCAAUUAAUUGUCUCUUUACUGCCCAAUUUUUGCUAAAUUGUUGAUUUUUGAAGAUUUUAGGGGAUUAGGGUUUCUGGGUAGUGAUUAAUCAGGGGUUAAUUGGAGUAGAUCGUUGGAUUAUGGUGAGAUAUGAGGGUUUUUAGGGUUAAUAGAAGAUGGGUUGUGUUUUUGGGAAAGAGAUAGCAGCUCCUGAGGGGAGGGAGAGAGGUGGGAGGAGAGAGAAAGAGAAUUUGGGGGUUGAAUCUGGUAGGAAGGUUGAUUUGCCUGUUGCAGAUGUUGCGUCUGGUUGGGAUGCAGGGAAAGAGGGGGAGAAUGGGGGUGUUGAGUUGAAUGAUGGUGGAAGGAAGGAGGGGGAGAAGAAAGGGGAGGAGGAUGGGGAAGGGAAAGGUAGAAGUCAGAAGCCGAGGGGCGAGAGGCGGCGAUCGAAGCCGAAUCCUAGGUUGAGCAAUCCUCCUAAGAAUGUACAUGGUGAGCAGGUGGCUGCUGGAUGGCCCUCUUGGCUUUCUGCUGUUGCUGGUGAAGCUAUUGAUGGAUGGGUUCCGAGGCGAGCUGAUACUUUCGAAAAGAUUGAUAAGAUUGGGCAAGGAACAUAUAGUAAUGUAUAUAAAGCCAGAGAUUCGUUAACCGGGAAGAUAGUUGCACUUAAGAAGGUCCGGUUUGAUAAUUUGGAGCCUGAGAGUGUUAAGUUCAUGGCUAGAGAGAUUUUGAUCUUACGCAGAUUAGACCAUCCCAAUGUUGUGAAACUUGAAGGGUUGGUUACUUCAAGGAUGUCCUGUAGUUUGUAUUUGGUGUUUGAGUACAUGGAGCAUGAUCUAGCUGGACUUGCUGCCAGUCCAGAUAUUAAGUUUACGGAGCCACAGGUAAAAUGUUAUAUGCACCAGCUGAUUUCUGGACUAGAGCACUGUCAUAAUCGCGGUGUUCUUCACCGUGAUAUCAAGGGAUCAAAUCUUCUGCUUGACAAUGGAGGAAUACUUAAAAUAGCUGAUUUUGGAUUGGCUACCUUUUUUGAUCCAAACAAGAAGCAUCCUAUGACCAGUCGUGUUGUCACUCUAUGGUACCGAGCCCCAGAACUUCUUCUCGGGGCUACUGAUUAUAGUGUUGGCAUCGAUUUGUGGAGUGCUGGCUGCAUUUUGGCCGAGUUAUUGGCUGGGAGGCCUAUCAUGCCUGGUCGCACUGAGGUGGAGCAAUUACAUAAGAUAUACAAGUUAUGUGGUUCACCUUCUGACGAGUACUGGAAAAAAUCAAAGUUGCCAAAUGCAACAAUAUUCAAGCCACGAGAGCCGUACAAAAGAUGUAUAAGAGAGACCUUUAGAGAUUUCCCGCCCUCAGCAUUGUCGUUAAUUGAUACGCUUCUUGCAAUUGAUCCAGCCGAACGCAAAACUGCCACAGAUGCUUUAAAUAGUGAUUUCUUCAGUACUGAACCUCUUGCUUGUGAUCCAUCAACGCUUCCCAAAUAUCCACCAACCAAGGAGAUGGAUGCCAAACGGCGUGAUGACGAAGCGCGAAGGCUAAGAGCUGCUAGUAAAGCACAAGGUGACGCAACAAAGAAAAGUCGAACACGUGAUCGUCAACGGGCUAUGCCAGCCCCUGAAGCUAAUGCAGAGCUUCAGGCCAAUCUUGAUCAGAGGCGGCGCAUAAUUACGCAUGCAAAUGCAAAGAGUAAGAGUGAGAAGUUCCCUCCACCACACCAGGAUGGAGGGCUUGGAUACCCCUUGGGUGCUUCGCAGCACAUUGAUCCUGCAAACAUCCCAGCUGAUAUUCCUUACAGUUCCACUUCAUUUACAUACUCUAAAGGGGCAGGGCAACAUUGGUCUGGUCCAUUGGUGGACCCUGCUUCUGCUGGGGGCCCUAGGCGAAAGAAAAAGAAUGUUGUCGAGGGUAAUGAACCCAAAUCAACAGGCCGAAGAGAUAUCAGUAGUUCUCGAGCUCGAGGAAAAUGAGUCCAGGAUAGUGAGAAGACAUUCAGCCCUAGUUCUUGAAGCUUGAAACUGGACCCUUUAUUCUGAGGUUUUUCAGUGGCCAAGCUUUUAUAAAGGUGCAAACAUGUUCAUCAUGAGAAGGCUGGUGAAGUGUAUUUAGAGGUAUAAUUGAUUUUUAUUUCUUUUUUUGAAGUUUUUUUCGUUAAAAGGAAAAAAAAACUUCCCCAAUGUUAAAAGAAAUUUUCCUUGUACUAUGUGCUGGAACGCGGGGAAGUUCCCUCAUGUGUAAUUUUACCCUCCUUUUAUUAUAGAGAGAUCUCUAUUCUUUGAGAAAGUGAUGUGCGUUGAUUGUUUUGGAUAUUACAGUACAAUUUUUGCCACCCUCUGUUAGCCAUGUUAUUUUUCCUAGUUUCUUAUUGUCA
This is a messenger RNA of Chenopodium quinoa (quinoa), 2701 nucleotides long. Its product is annotated as probable serine/threonine-protein kinase At1g54610. The record is from RefSeq and is a predicted model, not a curated record. NCBI's taxonomy places the organism in Eukaryota, Viridiplantae, Streptophyta, Magnoliopsida, Caryophyllales, Amaranthaceae. The transcript has 8 exons. Gene Ontology annotation, molecular function: ATP binding; RNA polymerase II CTD heptapeptide repeat kinase activity; cyclin-dependent protein serine/threonine kinase activity. Gene Ontology annotation, biological process: protein phosphorylation; positive regulation of transcription elongation by RNA polymerase II. Bases 516 to 2300 code for a protein of 594 amino acids. Gene Ontology annotation, cellular component: nucleus; cyclin-dependent protein kinase holoenzyme complex.